UGGGUCUUUGCGUCCAAGUCUACCUUUCAAAUGGGGAGUUGUAACAGCAUACCUUCAUCGUCGCCCUUUGCCGCCACGUCAGCCGGCGGAGAAAGCGAUCCACCGGCGCCGAAAAAUGACAUCACGGUCCUUCCGCCGUCUCAACCUCCCCCUCCACGCCCCUUCCUCUCGGGCGUGGGGCGCGUGCUUGGGCGCCCCAUGGAGGACGUCCACUCCACCUACAUUUUUGCGGGGGAGCUAGGUCGGGGACAGUUCGGGGUCACCUACCUAGUCACCCACCGCAAGACGCGCGAUCGGCUCGCGUGCAAGUCAAUCGCCACGCGCAAGCUUCUCUCCAAGGACGACGUUGACGAUGUCCGGCGUGAGGUCCAGAUUAUGCACCACCUCACCGGCCACCGCAACAUCGUCGAGCUCAAGGGAACCUAUGAGGACCGCAACCACGUCCACCUAGUCAUGGAGCUCUGCGCCGGCGGCGAGCUCUUCGACCGUAUCAUCGCCAAGGGCCACUACUCCGAACGCGCCGCCGCCGGCCUCUGCCGUCAGAUGGUUACCGUUCUCCACUACUGUCACUCUAUGGGGGUUAUGCACCGCGAUUUGAAGCCUGAGAAUUUCUUAUUCUUAAGCUCCGAUGAGAAUUCGCCAUUAAAGGCUACUGAUUUUGGCUUAUCAGUCUUCUUUAAACCAGGAGAUACAUUCAAGGACCUUGUAGGUAGUGCAUAUUAUGUGGCUCCUGAAGUUUUGCGCAGAAAUUAUGGACCUGAAGCCGAUAUUUGGAGUGCUGGAGUGAUACUGUACAUUUUACUCAGUGGAGUUCCCCCAUUUUGGGGAGAGAAUGAGCAGGGUAUCUUUGAUGCUGUUCUUCGGGGACAUCUAGAUUUUUCUUCUGAUCCUUGGCCAUCAAUAUCUAGUAGUGCUAAAGAUCUUGUUAAGAAGAUGCUACGUUUGGAUCCCAAAGAAAGACUUUCUGCUACUGAUGUCCUGAAUCAUCCUUGGAUGAGAGAAGAUGGUGAUGCAUCUGACAAGCCUAUUGACAUUGCUGUCUUAAGUAGAAUGAAACAGUUCCGUGCUAUGAACAAGCUCAAGAAAGUAGCUCUUAAGGUAAUUGCUGAAAAUCUUUCUGAAGAAGAAAUUAUUGGUUUGAAGGAAAUGUUCAAAUCAAUAGACACAGAUGACAGUGGCACAAUUACUUAUGAAGAACUGAAAGCUGGUCUUACAAAAAUGGGCACCAAGCUCUCAGAGUCAGAAGUGAGGCAAUUGAUGGAAGCGGCUGAUGUUGAUGGAAAUGGAACUAUUGAUUAUCUUGAGUUCAUCACAGCUACGAUGCAUAUGAACCGUAUGGAAAGAGAAGACCACUUGUACAAGGCUUUCGAGUAUUUUGACAAGGACAAGAGCGGGUAUAUUACUAAGGAAGAAUUGGAGCAUUCCCUGAAGAAAUACAACAUUACAGAUGAAAAGACAAUAAAGGAGAUCAUUGCAGAAGUUGACACAGAUAACGAUGGGAAAAUCAAUUAUGAUGAAUUUGUGGCAAUGAUGAGGAAAGGCACCCCUGACUUGGUCACUAAUAGGCGUCGUAGAUGAAACCAUGAAAGAAACAAAAAUAUUUUUGUGUCGUGUUGCAUUGUGCACAGGUGAUACUCGAUUUGUUCUGUGUUCAGCAAUUUGGAUAUGUGCAUGGGAAUGUACAUGGUUUUCUGUACCCAUCCAUCUCUCAUUGUGGAGGGAGAGCAAGAUAUACAGUCUGCUUGCUAAAGUGUUUUCUUUGAGAGGUUCUGCUGCUGGGCUGAUCAGAGAUAGGAUAUACAACUGGGAGAGGAAGAUCUGUUCAUACACAUACUCAGUUAUACAUUGUAAAUUGUACACUUCAAUGUUGUUUACUCUCUUUCAAAUAAAAUAAAAUAAAAAAUCAGGUUUUUGUGUGUA
This is a messenger RNA of Ipomoea triloba (trilobed morning glory), 1920 nucleotides long. RefSeq names its product calcium-dependent protein kinase 1-like. Bases 31 to 1578 code for a protein of 515 amino acids. Gene Ontology annotation, biological process: intracellular signal transduction; peptidyl-serine phosphorylation; protein autophosphorylation. The record is from RefSeq and is a predicted model, not a curated record. The transcript has 8 exons. Gene Ontology annotation, cellular component: cytoplasm; nucleus. Gene Ontology annotation, molecular function: calcium-dependent protein serine/threonine kinase activity; calcium ion binding; ATP binding. NCBI's taxonomy places the organism in Eukaryota, Viridiplantae, Streptophyta, Magnoliopsida, Solanales, Convolvulaceae.